AUGUCUAUGAGUAAAGACGACGAAUAUGACUAUCUCUUCAAAGUUGUAUUGAUUGGAGACUCGGGCGUUGGCAAGUCAAACUUGCUCUCCCGUUUCACGCGUAAUGAGUUCAAUUUGGAAUCCAAGUCUACUAUCGGCGUUGAGUUUGCUACAAGAAGUAUCCAAGUAGAUAACAAAACCAUCAAAGCUCAAAUUUGGGAUACCGCUGGUCAGGAACGUUAUAGAGCUAUCACAAGCGCUUACUAUCGUGGUGCAGUCGGAGCCUUACUUGUUUACGAUAUUGCCAAACAUGUGACAUACGAUAAUGUUACUCGAUGGCUUAAAGAGCUGAGAGAUCAUGCUGACAGCAAUAUCGUUAUAAUGCUCGUUGGCAACAAAAGUGAUCUAAGACACCUCAGAGCAGUAACCACUGAAGAGGCGAAGCAGUUCGCAGCCGAGAAUAACCUAUCUUUUAUUGAGACCUCUGCGUUGGAUGCCAGUAACGUAGAAUUAGCUUUUCAAAACAUUCUGACAGAAAUAUACCGUAUCGUUUCUAACAAAGCUUUGGAGAACAGCAGCGGAGAUUUCCCUAGACCAACUUCUGGUGAAACCAUUCACGUAACUCCUUUACCUGACGACCAUAAAGAGGCCGGGGGAAAGUGCUGCUAG
Messenger RNA from Paraglomus brasilianum, 648 nucleotides. The record is from the annotation of a GenBank genome assembly. NCBI's taxonomy places the organism in Eukaryota, Fungi, Glomeromycota, Glomeromycetes, Paraglomerales, Paraglomeraceae.